CCUUGCUUCCUAUUGUUCCCAUUAUUUACACUCUUCAUUCCUCUUAUGCAACCUUCCACAUUUGUUCGAAACUUGUGAAAACUCUCAAACGACUGGUUUUUAGGAAAUUGAUGAUCAAAUUAGAUUAGAACAAAAAGAAAAUAUGAAACGAUGUCGAGAGGAAUCUGCGUGUCUUGAGAUGAACACAAAGAAAAAUAAAAAUCAAAUGGACUUAAAAACAUUCGUUGGUUUAUUUUUUAUGCAUGAUGAUCGCAGCAAAGAUACUACUGGUUUGAUGUUUUCAGAAAAGGUAAACUUUGUAACAAACGGAGAUGAAACUUCUUGUGAAGGCCCUUGCGACUUUUGCGAAAAAUCAACUCUUCUACACGAUUGCGAUCGCUGUACUCGACCCGUCUGCAGAAACUGUUCGACGCUUGUUUAUAUGAAAGAACAGACAAAAGCAAGAUGUUUAGACUGCUUUUAAUUAUGUUAUUAUAGAUCUAAUUUACAACAUCCGGGAAGCACGAAGUCUUACCCCCAGUCGCUUUUUUCUCGGACCUUGCGAUGAUUGUAACGGGUUUUUGGAGGUACUUCCAUUUGGAGAUUCCAUUUCGCUCGUUUCUAUGUUUCUCGAUUGUUCCGUUCCCUCAUUGUGAAGAGAACACAUGGGUCGUUCAGAUACGUUUGGACUAGAUAAAGAGCUGGCUUUUGUGAACAUUGAAGAUUUCUCAUUGGAGACGGUCCUUCUUGGUAUUUUUCUGUUCCCUAUAUCUUUUACCGAAAUCCCAUGCAGUUUAUUGUUUGAACCGUCAGUCAGUAACGUCUGCUUUCCUUGUUGAUGAAGAAACCUAGUUUUACCUACGUCUGAUGUCAACUGAGGGUCUUCCUUCUUUGAAAAGAAUUCUCUAAUGUCGAAAUUUCCCUUCCUUUUGAGAGUAUUUUCUUUAUUUAAUGGUUCAUCUGGAACUUCCAUGAACUCUUGAUCCCUAGCUCUUUUCUGUAGUUCCUUCUCCGCCAGUGAACGAGAACAUACAAAAGCGGGCUUUUCGGUAGAACUUUUUUCAUCCUGAUAUGUCUUAUUCGGUCGAUCACUUAUUUCUUGUAUGCUAACGUUUUGAACGGUGCCGUACUCCUUUCGAUUUAAUAUUAUACUGAUUUCAGAAGCUAACUGAUUAUUAAAUAUAAUAUCCCUUUCUGAUAAAUAUUUCCUUGUUUCAUAGCUUCUCAGAAAACUACUAAUAUCCUGCUUUGAGCUGAAAUUCUCAUUAUCGUUGUAGGACCCGACUGAAUUUUUGAAUGACGAUAUAUACAAUAAAGCUUGAGCUCGUGUUACGCCAACAUAUAGCAAUCUUCUCUCUUCAUCUACGUCCUCUGAACGUGAAUGAGGGAUAAUAUUUUCACAGACACAAGGAAGGAAAACGACUGGCCAUUCCAAGCCUUUUGCAGCAUGCAAAGUAGAUAUAGUGACCUUUGAAGAUUUUUCUUCUUCUUUGUCGUUGCUCGCUAAAGUGACAUGUCCGAGAAACUUUUGAAGAGAAGUUUCUUGUGGUCCUUCCUCUAAUAGACCCACCUCUUCCUGUUCAGCAAGAACAUCACUUUGCUGAACCAAUUCCAUCACAUUGUCCCAUUUUUCAUCAUAUGUCUCUGGAUUUUUUUUGCGUAAAAAGUCAUAGUAUUUAAUUUCGCGCAGAACCGAAGAUAUUAAGUCACUAACUGACUUCUGUUUGUCAUGAGAUUCUCUGUCGAGCCGUUCUAUUAAAUCAAUAAAAUUUUUCACAGAUUUUAGAAAUGAUUUGUCUUGUCUUUGAGAUAGGAGGAUAUUGUUUUCGCUUACUUUGACUAGGAUUUGCCAGAGUGGAAGAUUUCGCCGUUCACUUUCUUCAAGAAGGCGAUCAACUUUUGUCUUCCCAAUAUUCCUAGUAGGCGUAUUUAUAAUUCGAAUUAACGAUGUCGGAUCUCGAUUAGCAAUCACUUUCGCGUAAGCUACAACAUCACGUACUUCCUCUCUGUCAAAGAACUUGUGAACUCCGACCAUCCGAUAUGAUACUCCAAGCUCUGUCAAAGCAUGUUCUAAGCUCCUUGUCAAACUUGACGACCGCACUAGAAUGGCAAAAUCAUCAUAUGUAAAUAAACGGGGACAGCAUUCCACGAUGCGUUUUAUUUCACAUGCAGUCCAAUAUGAUUCCUUCUGAUUCGUCUCGAAUUCUCGAUAUGAUGGCAUUAAAGACAUAAAAAAAUCACUCUUAAGUCCUUUUUGCGGUCUUGCCUUGUCUUGGGAUAUGAUGGAGAAUGCUAGUUCCAAAAUGGAAUACGCGGACCGAUAGUUCAUUUCCAAAUUCAGUACUUGUGUUCCUUUAAAAUCCUUUGUCAUUCUAUUUAAAUUUUCUAUUUCAGCACUUCGAAAACCAUAAAUAGAUUGAUCGGGAUCACCAACAAUAGUAAUAGCUGUAUCCUUUUGAGCUAAAAGCUUUAAUAAAUAAUAUUGAAUUCUGCUAGUGUCCUGGAAUUCGUCGAUCAGAAUAUGUUUAAUGUUCGCAAUACAUGACGGAUAUGUUUGAAGCAAAAGAAUAAAAUGUAACAACAGGUCGUCAAAAUCCUGAUGUUGUUAGUGAAAUGCUACUAUCCUCCAAACAUACCAUUAAAUUGUUCUUUCUCAGUGUUGUCUGAUAUAGCUUAUAGAGCUCGGUGGAUUGAUAACUUUGAAGUUCCGGUGGAGGAGCAUCCAUUCCUCGUAGUAAAAUUAGUUCAGGGCUAUUAGCUUUUGCAAGUAAGCCAGAAGAUUUCAUUUUUGAUAUUCUGGUUAAGACAUUUUCGGGUGUUAAUUCUUGUCCUCGAAUACCACUAGCUAAGGAAUUUUCUGCCUUUUUAAGUGUAGCCAACAGUCGCUUAACUAUAGCUUUCCUAUUUCAAUAAAAAUUAAUAUAUUCA
Messenger RNA from Schizosaccharomyces cryophilus OY26, 2907 nucleotides. RefSeq lists its product as uncharacterized. The record is from RefSeq and is a predicted model, not a curated record. The coding region runs from base 143 to 463 and encodes 106 amino acids. The transcript is spliced from 3 exons. NCBI's taxonomy places the organism in Eukaryota, Fungi, Ascomycota, Schizosaccharomycetes, Schizosaccharomycetales, Schizosaccharomycetaceae.